CAGGUGAUUGCACUUAGUAAGAGGAGCAAGGAGGCUGAGACGGCUUUCCUGAGCGUUUGCAAGCAAUUGAUCGAGGCUCCAGCCCCUGAGCCAAAUGCAUCUUGACAUUAGAAAAGGAAUACAUUUGCUCAGCCCUUGUAAUAACACUGCGGCUAUCCCCAGUUGUCUUUUUGACGACCCUGCUCCAGUGCUGCUCCAGCGCCUUGAGCCCGAAAAUCCACCCCUGAAGGAUCUCAGCUGCCCCUGGAAGAAGCACCCAGAGCUCCUCGGCACCAAAGAGCAGAGAGAAGGAUCGUUGCCAGCAGCAGGACUCACGGCGGCUGAGACCACGCUCCCUGACAUUGACAGCAAAGCACUUUUGGCUGAAACCUUGCUGCAGAGAAAUGAGGCAGAGAAGCAGAAGGGGCUGCAAGAAGCCCAGCUCACCCUGGCCAUGCGGCUGGGGGAAGCCGAGGAGAAGAUCAAGGUGCUCCAUUCAGCGCUGAAGGCGACACAAACAGAGCUGCUGGAACUACGGUGUAAAUAUGAUGAGGAGGCUGCCUCCAAGGCAGAUGAAGUGGCCAUGAUCAUGACCAAUCUUGAAAAAGCCAACCAGCGUGCCGAGGCUGCACAGAGGGAGGUGGAGAGCUUGAGGGAGCAGCUGGCAGCUGUCAACAGCUCCCUGCGUCUGGCCUGCUGCUCCCCUCAGGGUGCUGCUGGGCAGGACAAAGCGAACUAUUCCAUGUGCUCAGGGUCAAGGCUGGAGGCUGCUCUGGCUGCCAAGGACCGGGAGAUCCUACGGCUCCUGAAGGACAUCCAGCACCUCCAGAGCUCACUGCAGGAGCUGGAGGAAUCCUCCGCCAACCAGAUUGCUGAGCUAGAGGGACAGCUGGCUGCCAAGAACGAAGCCAUUGAGAAGCUGGAGGAGAAGCUGCAGGCACAAGCAGACUACGAGGAGAUCAAGACAGAGCUGAGCAUCCUGAAGGCCAUGAAGGUGGCAUCCGCCAGCUGCAGCCUGCCCCAGAGCAUGUCGAAGCCGGAGGAGGCCCUGCUGCUGGGGAAGGAGGCAUUCUACCCACCACAGAAGUACCUGCUGGAGAAGCCCAGCUUGAUGGCCAGCACUGAGGAGGAUCCCUGUGAAGACGAGUCGGGGAAGGACCCACUGGGCAUGGAGCAGGCGUUCCCGUCCCCCCAGCAGCUCCCGCACCCGCCGGCUGAUGAGCCAACCUCUCCCACUCCUCUCCCAGCUGUACCUGGCCCUGGCCUGGCUUCCGAAGGCCCCCGGACGUUCCCACUGUCCCCCUUCCCAGGAGGAGAGCGGCUCCCAGGGGAUGCACUACUCCCCAAGGGCCCUCCACUACAGGGGUCCCCUUACAAGAGUGAGGGUGCUGGAGGGGGACUGUCCUUCCCCACUGCUUUUUUCGGAGCCAAAAGCAGCUCUGUGCCCCCCAGCACUGUUCCACCCACCACCAGCCCUCCUGAAGAGCCUGCUGAGGGCAGCGGGGGCAGCUCAGCUGACGAGGAGCAACUGGAUACAGCCGACAUCGCCUUCCAGGUGAAGGAACAACUGCUGAAGCACAACAUUGGGCAGAGGGUCUUUGGGCACUAUGUGCUGGGGCUGUCACAGGGCUCUGUCAGUGAGAUCCUGGCCCGGCCCAAGCCCUGGCGCAAGCUGACAGUGAAGGGCAAGGAGCCGUUCAUCAAGAUGAAGCAGUUUCUCUCCGAUGAGCAGAAUGUACUGGCUCUGAGGACUAUCCAGGUGCGCCAGAGAGGUAGCAUCACGCCGAGGAUCAGAACGCCAGAAACUGGCUCUGACGAUGCCAUCAAAAACAUCUUGGAGCAGGCAAAGAAGGAGAUUGAGUCACAGAAGGGAGGUGAGCCCAAAAACCCAUCAACAUCUCAAGCGGUGACCAACGGGGCGGGUAGCAGCAGCUCAGAGGACGCCAUCAAGAGCAUCCUGGAGCAGGCGCGGCGGGAGAUGCAGGCGCAGCAGCAGGCACUGCUGGAGAUGGAGGCAGGGAGCAGCGGGCGGCCCGGGGGCACACCACCCACUGAGCGUUCCACUUUGGCCACCGUUAGCCAGAACAUCGUCCCAGCCUACGUCAAGCAGGAGGAGGGCAGCGGGGCCAGCCCUGGCCCCCCUCAGACGCCCCUUGCUGUCCUCUCGCCUGCUGCCUUUGUGCAGAGCAUCAUCCGCAAGGUGAAGUCGGAGAUUGGUGAUGCUGGCUCUUAUUUCGACCAGCACUGGGCGUCAGAGCGCAGCCUGCUCAGCCGACCCUACACCUCUGUUUCGCCUUCGCUCUCCUCCUCUUCCUCAAGCUACUCUGGCAUGGCCAAUGGACGAGGCUGGCCAAGGGGUGAGCCUGCUGAGAGUGGCGCCAAUGAGGAUGAGCUGCCGGCAGCUGAGGAUGAGCCACACCGAUUAGCAGAGAUGAAGGUGGAGGGUGCUGGCAUGGAGCCGGCAGCUGGUGGCCGGCUGUCCUACUACCCUGCCUAUGUACCGCGCACCCUGAAGCCCACCGUGCCUCCGCUGACACCAGAGCAGUAUGAAAUGUACAUGUACAGGGAGGUGGACACACUGGAGCUGACCCGGCAGGUCAAGGAGAAGUUGGCCAAGAAUGGCAUCUGCCAGAGGAUCUUUGGAGAGAAGGUACUGGGCCUGUCCCAGGGCAGUGUGAGUGACAUGCUGUCGCGGCCCAAGCCGUGGAGUAAGCUGACGCAGAAGGGACGGGAGCCCUUCAUCCGCAUGCAGCUCUGGCUGACGGACCAGCUGGGGCAAGGCAUCAGCCAGCAGCCGACCCCAUCCCAGGCUAGCCCUGCCGAACCACAGCCAUCCCCCUCGCCACCCCCCAGCCCCACGGAGCAUGAGAAGGGAUCGCAAGAGCCCCUUACCCUCGCCCUGGAGAGCAGCAAGGAAAACCAGCAGCCUGAGAGCAGAGUGGUGGCAGGCAAAGCACACCCCAACAGCCAAGGCCCUGUGGGCAUCCAGGAGAUUGUUGCCAUGUCCCCCGAGCUGGACACCUACUCCAUCACCAAGAAGGUCAAGGAGGUGUUGACGGACAACAAUUUAGGUGCGAGCGCCAUUUUGGGAGAUGCUGGCCAGCGGCUGUUUGGGGAGAGCAUCCUGGGCCUGACGCAAGGCUCGGUGUCCGAUCUCCUCUCCAGGCCCAAGCCAUGGCACAAGCUGAGCCUGAAGGGGAGGGAGCCCUUUGUCCGCAUGCAACUUUGGCUCAAUGACCCUCACAACGUCGAAAAACUGCGUGACAUGAAGAAGCUGGAGAAGAAAGCCUACCUGAAGCGCCGGUAUGGGCUGAUGAGUGCCGGCUCAGACAGCGAGUCCCCAGGCGCCCGCUCCGAGUGUGCCAGUCCCGGCCUGCAGCCCCAGGACCUCAGCCUUCUGCAGAUCAAGAAGCCACGGGUGGUGCUGGCUCCUGAAGAGAAGGAAGCCUUGAAGAAAGCCUACCAGCUGGAACCCUAUCCCUCCCAGCAGACUAUCGAGCUGCUCUCCUUCCAGCUCAACCUCAAGACCAACACCGUCAUCAACUGGUUCCACAACUACAGGUCACGGAUGCGCCGGGAGAUGCUGGUGGAAGGCACGCAAGACAACGACACGGACCCAGAGCAGAGUGGUGGGGCAGCCGGCCCAAGGCCUAGGGCCCCACACAGCCCUGACUCAGAUACUGAGGACCGAAAACCCCUUUUCAGUGGGGGCGAGCACCCUUGCACUGGCGAGGUGAAGGUGAAAGAGGAGCAGGGGGAGGUGGGCAGCUGGAGCCGCCGGCGGGACUCACGCAGCCCAGCCGGGACAGCAGAAAGCACUGGGCCCCCACAGGAGGAGCGAGGAGGAGCCCCCCGUGCUGCUGCCCCCAGCACCGGCAGCCUCCCACGGCGGGGAGGCCGAGCCAGGGCCUCCGGAGGUCCUCCACCACCACCACCACCACUCCAUCCCGACCCUGGCAGCUCGCAGUCAUCGGCCAACUCAUCCCACUGUAGCCUGGAGGUUUCCCCCAGCUCGCCUUCCGCUGCCUCCUCGCCUGGCCUCGCUGGUUCAGCCUCACCAGGGCCAUCCUCUGCCGGGCCGGUGUCACCGGCACUGCCGCCAGCCCCAUGUCCCCGGCUCAGCACCAGCGUCCAGCGACGUCACGAGAAGAUGGCCAACCUCAACAACAUCAUCCACCGCCUGGAGCGGGCUGCCAACCGCGAGGAGGUCCUCGAGUGGGAGUUCUGAGCUGCCUUGCAGACACACACAUCUCUAUAUUUUGUUAAACUCAGUGCGCACCGAGAGGUGGACCCUGCAAAGGCGUCCACGAAGCUCCCCCAGCUUUGUUUUCAAUGUGAAAAACUGGGAACGAUUUUAAAAAAGAAAAAGAAAAAUAUUUAUAGACCUCUUUUAGAUAUUUUAAUAAAAGGAUACUUUGGAAUUUAUUAACAGCUUAAGCUGCUUUGAUAUUAAAGAUAGCUAUAAAAUCAAGAUGAUGUAGCAGUCGUGUCAUUAAAUGUACACUGAAGUCUUGUAGUUUGCCACUGGAUGAGAUUAAAAACAAACAAACAAAAAAACCCACAGAAAAGACUUACUGAGCAAAGCCAUCAAGAAGCACUAUGAGACUGACCAAAUUUAAUAAACUUUUGCAUAGCAUUUUUCCACAUCUGUCUGUAAGACACUGCAUCGCUUCUGCCCCAUCCAGAGACUGUGUUAUAGUCCAUGAAGACUCUAAAUCAGAAACCUUGAUGCCAUCGAGUAUGUAUUUAGUUCUGGUGGUAUGUUUUUGAAACCUUUGUAACACAGAAUGUCACGUGCAGUUGUAUAUGUUGUAGAAAUGUCUGCAAUAGCCUUCUGGAACAAGACGUAGCAUGGUGCAAAUGCGGUCCCUCGCGCUCCCUCGAGUCAGCAGCUGGUGCUGGCCCUCAACAAUGACAGCACUGGAAAAGAGGGAAAAAGGCAGAACAGACCCAAGUGAAGCAAGCUGUCUCUGAUUGUGGUGGUGAUGGGAAGAGGUACCUGGGUUUGACACCUGGGGCAGCUCCAGCUGGCUGGGGAUGGCAUUUGGGGUCCCCAUGCUCUACUGUCAUAUGGAAAAUGAAAUCACUGGUGCCUAGGGACUCCAAAAAGCCAGAACGUGCCCUGCUCGGGGUUCUCCCUGCACCAUGUGCAGCUUUGGGGGCUGAAGCACUUUUUUGGUUUGGAGGCUUUGGAAUGUGGGCAGGGGGAGCAUCCCCUCGCCAUGGCCAUGCCCUCUUUCUGCGGCUGUGAACCAUUGUCAUGGCCAUGUCCCCUUGCCAUGACUGCAUCCUAUUGUCAUGGCUGUGUCCCCAAGCAGUGGCUACUACAGCAUGUCUCAAUGAGCUGGGACAUGGAGUGUCAAGACAUGCUCCUGCCCUACACUGUGCUUGGGGCUAAGUUGGGCAAAGCACAGUGGUGCCUUGCUACUGACCUAGUGCAAAGCCACAGCGGUGGUGUGGUGGCAUUCCAACACCCAAAUCAGGUCCCUGGAGUGUUCCCAUCUCAGUGCCCCAACUAACAAAAUGCCUUUAGAAGAGGAGGGUGGAUUGUGUCCUGUAAUGUUUCCUGUCCAUUCCGUUUCUCAAUGCAUUUUGCAAGCACCAAGAAUGUGGCAUGCCACACUCUGGCCACCCUCUCCACCAUCUGUCACCUGAUGAGAGGCACUGCGGGGCCGUGGGGGAGAGCUCGAUGCCAGCUCUGAGGCUAUGCAUUGACUUGUUUUCCACUGUAGACAUUUUUAUCAGAAUAGAAGGUAUUUUUGUACUCUGGUGGUAGUCAGGGAGCAAUUUCAAAAGCAAACCUAUUGGGCUCUCCAAAAGCAAUCUCGGCUCUGCACUAGCACGAGCUCCCUGAGGUCACCCUGCUGCCACCACGCCACCGAAGGCCAAGGUGUACCCAUUGCCGACUGUUCUCCGUAGUGUGCUUGUGUUAGCUUUAGUGGAACGGGAUUUGAUGAAGCACUUAGGGUAGUCUUUGGAACAUGGAAAUCCUGUUGUACUAAAAGCUAGUGGGACAUACUGAUCACAUUUUGUUAUAGGCUCAUGUACUGUACUUCAAAAGUUUCUAUGAGAUCGAUGAACUUUGUUAACAAUUUUGGAAGGAACAAGUUCUGUAAAGAGCCACUAAAUACAGAAGUUGGAUAA
Messenger RNA from Lagopus leucura (white-tailed ptarmigan), 6123 nucleotides. RefSeq names its product cut like homeobox 2 (gene CUX2). Gene Ontology annotation, biological process: regulation of DNA-templated transcription. The coding region runs from base 95 to 4207 and encodes 1370 amino acids. The transcript has 20 exons. The record is from RefSeq and is a predicted model, not a curated record. Lineage: Eukaryota; Metazoa; Chordata; Aves; Galliformes; Phasianidae. Gene Ontology annotation, molecular function: DNA-binding transcription factor activity, RNA polymerase II-specific; DNA binding.